Acanthochromis polyacanthus (spiny chromis) is the source of this 4392-nucleotide messenger RNA. It is a transcript of the gene cfap70, whose product is annotated as cilia and flagella associated protein 70. The record is from RefSeq and is a predicted model, not a curated record. Gene Ontology annotation, biological process: cilium assembly; cilium movement. Gene Ontology annotation, molecular function: protein binding. Lineage: Eukaryota; Metazoa; Chordata; Actinopteri; Pomacentridae. Bases 74 to 3253 code for a protein of 1059 amino acids. Gene Ontology annotation, cellular component: extracellular exosome; motile cilium. The transcript has 27 exons.
CGUGUCUCCGUGUUUAACAGCAGUUAGACUGAAACGUUAGCGAGCUAAAGUUAACUACGGAUUGUUUUACACGAUGGAGACUCCUGAAAGUACAAACCUGACGGUGAAAAUAACUGUUCCCCGGGCAAGUAACCUGCCCAGCAGAGGUGACAGCUUCCAGAGUUUUCUGACGCUUGGGAUCGAAGGAGCUCUGCUGGGAGAGUCGGACAGGAAGCAGGUCGAUCCUGCAGAGCAGCACGUCAACUACGACUUUACCUGCAGCUUCCCCUGCCUGAAUGAUGCUGAGGCUCUCAGCGACAUCGCCCAGAAACUGAUCAUACUGACAGUGAUGGAGGUUCUUCCUGAGCAGAAGAAAGGUGAGGUGAAGACGGCGCCGCUGGGCCAAGCUGUGGUGGACCUGCUGCCGCUGCUGAAAGGUCAGAGCAGCUUUUACUCCACAGUCCCAAUAAAUCCAACCUCAGCCAAAGAGUCCUCCACCAACUACAGCCACAAGCCGUCCCUGGAUGUGUCUGUCAGCGUGUCGGAGCCGUUGCUGCCCGAAGCCGAAGUCUCAGCCUCCAACCUGCUGAAGGUAACCAUGGAAACAGCCUUCUCCGUCCCCGAGGCCUGGAUGCGGCCGUCAGGUCCAAAUCCGUGUACGUACGCUGCUGCCCUGGAGCUCCCGCUGACCGCAGAGAAAGACCAGGUGCUGCUGUUUUAUGAAGGGCAGCUGAAGGCAGGAAAAGAGAAAGAGGACAAGAACCGACAGAAGAAGUGGCCUCAUCGGGCCUCGCUGGUUCCAGAUAACCACUUCAUCCCCGGAGCAUUUUUCCAGUCGGAACCAAUCGAACAGGAAGACGGAGAGCUGACCGGCGUAGAGGAUCGAGCGUUUCGUAACGAAGCAGAGACCAAGAGGAACAGAGUGAGCUGGGACACUGAGAUGUGCUGCUUCAUCGAUGCAGGAGGAACCAGCAGGCUGUAUCAGAGGAUCAGUGAGAGCAGACUGUGGCCGGUGGAGGUUAUGAGGUCUCCGGUUCCACUGGCAAAGCUCGGUGAAAACACCCCAGAGAUUCCCUUCCACGGCGUUGCGUUCGUGGACAUGGGGAAGCUGCUGUAUCCUGGAGUCAAACGCAUCCGAGGAGCGUUCAGCGUUCAGCCGUUCACCGAGGCCGAGCUGCUCAGCAAGGCCAAGCGGACUGUCAGCGUGUUAAAGGAUCAGGUGAAGGCAGCGGCCAGCAAGGCCAAAGCUCGAGCCAGGUCAGCUCUCAGCACCGACAAAUCGAAGGCAAUGAAGAACCUGGACGGAAGCAACAAGGGGGCAAAGGAGCCGGGCAGAAAGCAAACUGUCAGUCAGAGCAGGGCGGCUGUGGCCAACAGCAUCACCGAAAGCCUGUCCGAACCCAAUCCAGGGGUCAACACAGAGGGAAAUAUGUACACGGCGGCCAGGACUUAUAUUAUUAUUGAAGUAGCCCUGGAGAAAGCUCUGGUCCCCAAACCGUCUGCAGAGGAGUUGACUAGAAGGAUAAAAGCGCUGAUCCCACCCAGACGUCCACUGACACCGGGUCCAAGCAAAGCCGAGAGAGCGGUGAUGGACUUCCACAGGGAGGUUAACAACACGGUGACCCACGUUUCAGAGCAGUACCGGGAACUGUUCGGUCCUGAACCGCCGCAGAACUGCAGCCGCGAGCAGAUGAAGGUUCAGCUGAUGGGAGCCUUAAAUGUCUCCGGGAGAUACUUCAGCCUCAAGGAGCAGAUGAAGCAUGCGGUGGUGAAGAUUGUACACGACAAGAUGCAUCAUACGGAGCCUUUUACGGACCCCCACCACCUGAAGACGUUUGCCAGCAAACUUUACGUGGACCUGGUGGAUGAGAUGCACGUAGCUCUCAACAAGAUUUAUUCCAGCGAUGUUCCUGAAGACUCCUCAGAUGAAAUCCAGUUAAACUCUUCUCAGCUCAGACAUUUUGCCAGAGAGGCUCAGCUCACAGGGAAUUAUCAGCAGGCUGCUCAGUACUAUCAGGAGCUGGUGGUGAAGCAGCCCAGUGAGCCCUCCCACAGGUUCGACUGGGGAAGUCUGUACAUGCUGACCGGCGAAUACAUGAAGGCUAAAGAGUGUUUCCACGACGCCCUGUCCAUCCAGCCGACACACAAACCCAGCCUUAUGAUGUGUGGAGUCCUGGCCGUGAUGUUUGAACACUACGAGGAGGCCCACACCUUCCUGGAGCUGGCCGCCAGCUUAGACCCUCCCAGUGUGGCGGCCUGGAUGCUGCUGGGUUUGCUGCACGAGGGUCAGAGUGAAUCCUUCCUGGCUGAGAGAGCUUUCCUGGAGGCCAGGAGAGUACUGAAGCAAAGCCAGAAACAAGACGAGAAGAAAUGCAAACAGGAGAAAGAUGAGGAGAAUAAAGAGGAGGCAGCUUCACCUGCACAAACUCCCACUGAGCACCAAGAGCCAGAGAUCGUUGACCAGGACUCAGAGAUGCACAAAGAGCCUCCAGCUCAGAGCUGCAGCUCCACACCGACUCCAGCCAAGCUCCCCUCUGCCGUUUACUGUGAGACGCUCCAGUUCCUGCUGCAGAACAACGCCCUGCAGAUGGCAGAACGUGCUCUGUCCCAGGAGCUGCUGUGUUCAGACGGAGGUCGUAGCGUUUCCUACCUGCUUCAUCUGACCGAGCUGCAGCUGCUCAGAGCAGACUACUGCAGUGCUGCUGCCAGCCUGCAGGAGGCGCUGCUUUGUGGAGAUCAGGAAGCAGCUGUGUGGAUUCUGAACGGCCACUGUCACUACCUGCAAGGUGCGUUCAGCGACGCCCAGCAGAGCUACGAGUGGAGCCUCACCUUCCUCCAGCAGCCUUCAGACGUCCACAUCGUCCUCCUCCGCCUGGGAUCCAUCUACCUCCUGAAGAAGGAGUUUGGAAAAGCCAAAGUUGUGUACCUGCAGGCCUGUGAACGGUCUCCAUCCUGCCUCACCUGGCUGGGCCUCGGCAUCGCCUGUUACCGGCUGCAGGAGCUGAGUUUAGCAGAAGAAGCUCUGACUGAAGCCAACCACCUGGACAACCAGAACCCAGAGGUUUGGGCUCACCUGUCUCUGCUCUGCCUCAGGACUAGAAGACCAGAAGAAGCAGAGCUGUUUCAUAAACAUGCUGUCAGGUUCAACCUGCAGAAUGAAUCUCUGCUUAAAGAGUUUGAUGAACUGAAGGACAGUUUUCGCUUCCAUCAUCUGGCGUCUUGUUUCCAAAGCAGCGGUGAAGCAGAGGUUAAAGCAGCUUUCUGUUGUCGUUAACGGACAUCCAGCUUUCAGCUCUUCGUGCUGCACAACUUAAUCUUCUUACAAACAUCCAAACUGUUGUUGCUUCACUGUCAAACCACUCUUUAAACUCUCCCAUCUACCGCCUCAGAUGGUUUACUACUGACACCAAACUGUAGCUACAACACAAACCUGGAAGAGGAGCUGGAUUUGUGAGGCUGAGGUCGUGUUUUUUCCUCCAAACGCUGCAGAACGACACUCCAGGCAGCUCAGAGAGCAGCAGCAGAUUGACAGCUUGUGUCCCAGCAGCAGCUUUUAUCCCUGCAGCUCUGGAGGAGGCAGGAAACAGAUUUCUGCUGCUUGAAUGCAGCUCACAGGUAGCAUGUGUAGGGAAAAUUAUGGACAUAUUAUGGUUUUCACUGCAGGUUUGAUGGAUGCUUCUGCAGAGAUAGACGUUGCAUCUGAUGAAUCUGGUGUUUCUGUUCAAUUGUGGGUUGACUUUCCUCUUUUAUUUUUAUUUAAUUGCCUAUUGUGACCUUCUCUUCUUACUUUAUUUGCAUGCCUUGAUCAAAAUUUCCCUUUUCUGCCUCAUCCAACCCUAAACUUCCACGCUAAAUAAUGUUCUUUGGCUCUCUGGUCUUUAUUUGACGUUACUGCAGGUUAAAGCUGCAGGAAUGUGUUCUAAGUGUGCACACCUAGAGCUUUUUCAGUCCCAUUUCCCUUCCAGAUUACGGUAAUGCUUCUGGGAAAGACGUCUGGAGCGAAGCCAGAAGGAAAAUACUGCCAUCGAAUGGUCAACACGUGUCACUGCAGGUACAGGAAAUAAAUACACUGUCCUGCAGAUUAAACCAUUCAGACACAAACAUAAACAGGACAAAAUAUAUAGAUAAACAUAAUAAUAAUAAUCAUAAUAAUAAUAAAUCAUUAAAAAUGAAUAAUUUUGGACAUGAUAUUGAUCAUAAAAAUAGCAUAAAAAUAAAAUGUGUGACGAGAAAAUUGCAUCAUUUUACUGUUUUUAAAUCAGAUUAAACGUGUAUUUAUUUUACAGAUACUUUCUGAUAUUUACACCAUUGUUUUAAAAAACAAACAAAAAUAUUUUUCACAUUUUUUUCUGUAAAUAAAUUGUGCCCAUUCAUUUUGUUUGCUUAUUUUCUCUAGAAACAGUACUUUUAUUA